AUGCCAAACAUUACGUGCUAUCUCAUUCUUAUCAUCGGCUGCUUAGUUCUCGGUGUUUUCUCGGGAAACUAUACUUAUUAUAAUGGAUUUGCCUACAGCUCAAGUAACCAAACAGCACCCGGUCCAACUCUGAAUGCUUGUGUUUGCCAAUGUUUGCUUUCAAAUGGAUGUUCAGCCCUGACAUUUUAUAAUUCCUCUGGUUCGUGUAUACUCGUUUCGGACAUGAAUAUCACUGAAAGUGAGGUUAGUUUAACCAAUGGAGCUACAUUACUAUUGGUAAAUGCACAACUUGUUCAAUAA
Molecule: messenger RNA, 300 nt
Organism: Adineta ricciae
Lineage: Eukaryota; Metazoa; Rotifera; Eurotatoria; Adinetida; Adinetidae
Source: the annotation of a GenBank genome assembly